GCUGCAUAUUCCCAGUGUUUCGAUUCUUCUUCCCAAAACAAAACCAAACCUAAUCUAAUCGAUCUCCUCUCUCUCGAACAUUCUCAGAAAAAGACGAGAAGAACACAAGACCUUCUCUUCCUCCUCCUUUCCUUACGUAGGUAGGAAGACAACAAUGUCUGUUCUUAUUGUGACAAGUCUUGGGGACAUUGUCAUCGAUUUGCACUCCACUAAAUGCCCUUUGACUUGCAAGAACUUCCUCAAGCUCUGCAAGAUCAAGUACUACAAUGGGUGCCUCUUCCACACUGUUCAAAAGGAUUUCACUGCCCAAACUGGUGAUCCUACUGGUACUGGACUUGGCGGUGAUUCCAUCUACAAAUUUCUGUAUGGUGAGCAGGCUCGCUUUUUCCGAGAUGAGAUUCAUCUUGAUUUAAAACACUCCAAAACUGGCACUGUUUCUAUGGCUAGUGCUGGAGAAAAUCUCAAUGCUUCCCAGUUUUAUUUCACACUUCGUGAUGAUCUAGACUAUCUUGAUGGGAAACACACUGUGUUUGGGGAGAUUGCCGAGGGGCUUGACACGUUGACUAGGAUAAACGAAGCUUAUGUUGAUGCCAAAAACAGACCUUAUAAAAACAUUAGAAUCAAGCACACAUAUAUACUUGAAGAUCCCUUUGAAGAUCCCACCCAAUUGGCUGACAUGAUACCAGAUGCUUCCCCGGAAGGAAACCCCAAGGAAGAGGUCGAAGUUGACGUGCGUCUUGAAGAUGAUUGGGUUCCAUUGGAUGAACAACUUGGUGCUGAUGAACUGGAGGAGAUUAUCCGUGCGAAAGCUGCCCAUUCUAGUGCUGUUGUACUUGAAAGUAUAGGAGAUAUCCCAGAGGCCGAGGUCAAGCCUCCUGAAAAUGUGCUGUUUGUCUGCAAACUGAAUCCUGUGACUGAGGACGAGGAUCUGCAUACUAUUUUCUCACGCUUUGGAACUGUCAUAUCGGCUGAUGUAAUCCGGGACUUCAAAACAGGUGACAGUUUGUGCUACGCUUUUAUAGAGUUUGAGGAGAAGGCGGCAUGCGAACAAGCAUAUAAUAAGAUGGACAAUGCUCUGAUAGAUGAUAGAAGAAUACAUGUGGACUUCAGUCAGAGUGUGUCCAAACUUUGGUCACAGUUCCGGCAGAAAGACUCACAAAAGGGUAAAGGGAAUGGAUGUUUCAAAUGUGGGUCGACGGAUCAUGUAGCCAAGGACUGUGUGGGUGGUGGUAAUCAGGCUUCAAAGUUCAUCGUAAAAGAUCAAAACAGACAGCACGGAGGAGGUGAAGGCUAUGAUAUGGUGUUUGAGGGAGAUAUAGCUGAAAGGCCCAAGAGGGAGAAGAGUCAUGACAAGGACAAGAUUCGAAGGAGAAGUCCUGGUGGCUAUGGUGAAGGCAAAAAACAAGACAGAGAUGAAGGGAGAAGUCCUGGUGGCUAUGAUGAAGGCAAAAGACGAGACAAAGAUGAAGGGAGAAGUGGUCGUGUCUAUGGUGAAGGCAAAAGAAGAGAUAGAGAUGAAGGUGACACGGAGGACAAGGCAGCUAGUAAGUACGAUGGUAGAAGAGAUCAUAGGGAAGAUGUGAGAGAGAGGGACAGAAGGUAUGAUGAUGGUGUGAGUAGGGAGAAGAAACACAGGGAAAGAAAUGAAAGAGAGAGUAGGGAAGAUGAAGAGAGAAGAAGAAGGAGACGCCAUGAAGAGAUGAGAGACGAUCGUUGGAGUGACAAGGGGAGGAGAAGAGAGAGAAGGGAUAGGUGAAAGGCAAUGGGGCAUCUUCUCAUAAGCUAGCUUUGAAUUCCAUUGAAGUGAAUGCUUUACAAAACUUUUGGCAGACAUGUUUGGAUCUUUCUUUCCUUUUUCUGAUUGCUCUCGACUGUUUUGAGCAAUUCGAACAUACGCUUAAGAGACUACUAUAGACUCUGCAUUACAUUCUCAGUCCUCACGAAUGGGUUGCAUAUAGACAAAAAUCUCAAUA
Molecule: messenger RNA, 1973 nt
Organism: Brassica oleracea var. oleracea
Lineage: Eukaryota; Viridiplantae; Streptophyta; Magnoliopsida; Brassicales; Brassicaceae
Product: peptidyl-prolyl cis-trans isomerase CYP59
Exons: 12
Coding region: 155-1756 (533 amino acids)
Biological process (GO): protein peptidyl-prolyl isomerization
Cellular component (GO): nucleus
Molecular function (GO): peptidyl-prolyl cis-trans isomerase activity; zinc ion binding; RNA binding
Source: RefSeq, a predicted model, not a curated record